Molecule: messenger RNA, 2102 nt
Organism: Portunus trituberculatus (swimming crab)
Lineage: Eukaryota; Metazoa; Arthropoda; Malacostraca; Decapoda; Portunidae
Exons: 2
Coding region: 337-1266 (309 amino acids)
Source: RefSeq, a predicted model, not a curated record
ACUAUUAGAGUGUUCCAUCUUAAUGUGUCUUGCAGGGAGAGGGAGAGGCAGAGGCAGAGGGAGAGAGAAACCAAGACUGCCAAUACAGAUUCACAAAGGUCUGGAUCUACGAGAGUUAUAAUAGUCCAUAAAUACACAGGUCCACUUAGAAGACCAGAUGUGCUCAAAACUCCCCCCUCCCAGGACUCCAGGUGUGACAAGACCACUGGUGUGACUAGCAAGGUGGUCUGUCCAGGCACCACUAUUAUAAGUCCCCAGGGUCUCCUCCAGCGCCAUGAGAACUUACAGAGGAACGUUGAGAGGCACUGGCACCCUCAGGAACCCCAGCAGGAACCUAUGGAGUCUAGUCAAGGCCAGGAAGGAAUGGAUUGGGUGUUUGAUGAUGAUUCUAAGAUGUCGGAAAGCCAGAGGACUCCAUUACCUGCCUGCCUGCCAUCUGUCUCUCAGUGCCCCAAGUCUGUUGUCAUUAAUCCUUUGAAGUACUUGGAAUACUUUGCAGACUCACCUUGGGACACUGACAAAGGUUCUUGCUCCAGGGACACACACCAAAGGGGCGCACAUCCCAGAGACACACACCUGCAGGCCACACAUCCCUUAGAAACACACAUGCAGGCAACACAUUCCAGAGACACAAAUCUGCAGGCAACACAUCCCUUAGAAACACACCUGCGGGCCACACAUCCCUUAGAAACACACCUGCAGGCAACACAUUCCAGAGACACAAAUCUGCAGGCAACACAUCCCUUAGAAACACAUCUGCAGGUGACACAUUCCAGAGAGACACAUCUUUCAGAAACACACCUUCAGGCAACACAUCCCAGUGCCACACACCAGCAAGACACAGACCCCAUGGCCCCACAGACCCACACCUCACACACUUCACAGACACAGGCAGCGACAGCCACACACAGACCCACCUAUAUCCAGGGUGUGAGUUACGGUCCGCUUGUCACUGCCGGCACUGCAAGGACUGAAAUGUAUGGCAGGGACGAGAGGCACCCUGCUCCCUACCAGCACACAUGGCAGGGGGCAGGAGGAGGCAGGGGGCAGCAGGUAUAUGACACAGGCUGGCAGGGUGAAUCUUACGUCCCACAUUAUUAUCAGCAUCUCAGCCAAGCCUUACCAUCAGACACUAAACUUAAUCCCUGGCACCAGAACCCAGUCACUCACCCAAGACCUUUACUGGAUCUGUCUGACCCUAUUUUCCCGAGAUAUGUGUUCCAACCACCACCACCACGCUGCCACCACCACCACCACCACCAGUAGACAUCUUCCUACAACAUUCCUGGGAGACACUACAAGGAUCAGUGCCAAGGUGCAACACAAGCCAGAGUGCACCACUUCCUGAGAGACACCUUUACUAUGGGCCAGGCUGUGAGAGGGCCAGGGAUCAGCUUGGAGUGGGUAUGGGUGUGUGUGCUGGUGGUGGUGCUAGUGGUGGUGGUGGGUAUGUGGGUAUGAUGUGCAGUCAACAUAAGCAGUGAUGUUAAGAGGAUGUACGGGUGAAGUGAAGGGAUGUGAACUAUAGUGUGUCUAUUCUAAAGUGGCUCUUGAGUCUUGGUUUGAAUGGUGUGUCUGGGAAUGCGUGGUUGUCAGAUCUUGAGGCAAACCGUGAGCUGUCCUUGUAAUAAGUGCGUUGAUCAAGAGAAAAGUAUUAUUCACAUCAAAUCAAUUACAAUGGUUUGAAAUCCAGGAGCCAUUUUACAGACAGACUAUAGUUAAUGUUGACUUGUGAAUGUGAAGGUUAGGUUUACCCUUCAAGACAGUAUUGGGGAUGUAAAAAAAUGGAAACAGCUGAGAUAAAAACUAUGAUGUUAAGAGGAUUUACAGUGAAGUGAAGUGACAUAAACUAGUUAGUGUUUAGUAGUGGAGGUUAUGUUUACACUCCCACUAACACAGUAUUGGGGAUGUAAAGGAUGGAAGUAGCUGUCUAAUAUAAAGUACUACAAUGUUAAGAGGAUUUACAGGUGAAGGGAAGUGAUGUUGACUAGUUAGUGUUGAGUAGUGAAGGUUAUGUUUACACUCCCACUAACACAGUACUGGGGAUGUAAAAAGUGGAAAUAGCUGUCUGAUAUAAACUACUACGAUGUUAAGAGGAUUUA